UUUUAAUUGUUUAUAUAAUAAUUACAUUUGUUUCUCUAUUUAUAUUAAAAAAAUGUUUACUAUCCGGUUCGCUAUCCUAUUGGAAAAAUCGUGGCAUUGAUGGUCCUGAGCCCAUACCUAUAUUUGGCAAUAUUUUGGCCACAUAUUUGAAGCCAUUGACUAAAUUGGACAGUGAUUGGUGCCGAAAGUAUGGAACGGUAUUCGGAAUCUACCGAAACAGCGACCCGGAGCUGAUGGUCAGCGAUCCGGAACUAAUCAAACAAAUACUUGACACCCGAUUCGGCUCAUUUGCCGACCGACGUCCGCCAGCCAUAGACGUUAGAAGUAGUUUCUCAUACAUACUGCCGGCACUAACGGGACGGGAUUGGGAACGUAUGCAUCGCAACUACAAACGGGUAUUUACACUGAAAAAUGAACUGAAAAUUGUCCCGAAAAUCAACGACUGUUGCGAUAAACUGAUUGAAACAUGGAAUAAGCGAAUCACCGAUAAAGACAACGAGAUUGAUAUCGAACAGUCCCUACGUGUCCUGAUUCUGGACACUAUGGCCUGGACUGUGUUCGGUACCCGAGUAUCGCCCGAGUUUACCGAAGGUACCCGUCGGCUAACCCAAUGUCUGCUACCCAUGUAUCUGAUAGUAACACUAUUCCCGAAACUAACCGAAAAAAUAUCCCGAGCUAUCAAACUGUGUGUCCACACACACGACAAAUAUUUUCUGGAUUACCUGAACCGCGAGAUUACACAACGGGAUCGUAACGGUAGUCGAGGUAACGAUUUUCUACAGCUAUUCAUGGAUUUGCGUAAACAUAACAGUUUUGGUGAACCACUGGUACAGUCGGUGGUCGACGACAACGUGAUUCCCGACGAGGACCGACUUACCGAACAGGAAAACGUUUGGCAGUUAUUUACGUUCCCGUUCUGGAACUUCCGGUCGAUGUUUACUGCACUAGGAUUUGGUUUGUAUGAGCUGGCAGUGAAUCCCGAUAUCCAGGACCGGCUACGCAAUGAGAUCAACACUACCAUUGGUGGUGGUGGCGAUGGUUGUGGUGAUGAUGACAAUGCCAGUGAUACCAUCGAUGUCAACAGUUUAGACAAACUGGUAUAUCUUGAGGCGUUCCUACUGGAAGUUCAUCGCAAAUACCCGGUAUUCUAUCGCCUAUCCCGUAGUGUCAGCAAAGAUACGGUACUGGGCAGCACCGGUAGCACCACCACCACCGGUAUUAUGAUGCCAAAAAACCAGAUAGUCAACAUACCUGUCCAUGCAUUGCACCAUAACUCUAGCCAUUACCCGGAACCUGAACUGUUCGACCCGGACAGGUUUAUGCCAGAAAACCUAUCAUCAAAUAUUAACCCCUAUACCUAUCUGGCCUACGGUAUCGGACCGCGACAGUGUAUAGCCAAACGGUUCUCACAAAUGCAACUAAAACUAGUAUUGUGUCGAUUGAUACGGAAGUAUGAGUUUUAUAGACUUAUCGACACAACUGUUCCGCCCGUCUAUCAUAAUAAUCCCGAAGCCGUUACAGUUUCGCCAAUUAAAUUGGGCAUCAAAUAUGUGGCGUAA
Messenger RNA from Oppia nitens, 1559 nucleotides. RefSeq names its product cytochrome P450 3A41-like. The transcript has 3 exons. NCBI's taxonomy places the organism in Eukaryota, Metazoa, Arthropoda, Arachnida, Sarcoptiformes, Oppiidae. Gene Ontology annotation, molecular function: oxidoreductase activity, acting on paired donors, with incorporation or reduction of molecular oxygen; monooxygenase activity; heme binding. The record is from RefSeq and is a predicted model, not a curated record. The coding region runs from base 234 to 1559 and encodes 441 amino acids.